GUCCAAGGGUGCCCCAGCAGUAUUCCCCGUUUCGUCACGGCCCAUGCCAGAAUAACUUUCAGUCAGACUGGCGACAUCAGUCUUUACGGCAAGCCAUGCCAUGACCUGGAUAACCUUACGGCCAACGCCAUCCCACCAACGUGCGCUUUUGGUGGUCCUGCCUCGUCUCUUAUUAGCCCUUUGUCAUCCUCCCCAGUACUUACAUCUCUGCUUGUCCCACUCAUCAAAACGGCUUCCCUCCCUCCACUUCGGCAAGCACCUGCCGGCAAUAGCCUGUCUGGUCUUUUCUGCCUAGGAUUCCUCACAGGCCGUACCACGCUUCCCCAUACAGCGUGGAUUUUGAGAACAGACAUUCACUUCUUACCUUGACCCGUCAUGCUUCUCCAACCCUGACUACUGUUGACCUGACAUCAGGUUCUCCAAGGGAGAACAGCGACCCAAUGAUCGCCACUACAUUUUUCCGCGAGGCUGACUUGGCGAGGAGCAGACCAGAUCCUCACCUCCGCUGGCUGCCUCCUGUAAGCGAGAUGACUGCAAGGCGGGAGCCUGAUAUGGCUGCUGCUCCCAGGGAUUGGGACGAGUCAGAACGGCAGUACUGGCAGUCGACCAAGGUUGCUAGACAAAGACAGGAUGCGAGCCUCAGCCAGGAGUACAGCGCGCGCCAAGAAGCCAUCCGAGCCCGCUUGAUAGGCAUGUAUGACCGCAAGUCACAGCUUCAGAAUGAGUUACAGUCCAUCAACGCCAGCAUCGAACUGCAGGAGAAUGAGCAGGAGAGGCUUGCUGCUGAGCACGAAGACAACUGCGUGGGACUGGCUUCCCGGAGGCAACAGGAGGACCGGGCUCAGCACGAAUGGUUUCAACGAGCACGCAGAGAGCACCGGGUCGACAACACUGGCCGACCCAGCAUCCGCCCGCAGUCUAGCGGUCCUCGUCCCGGCUCUGGAGGUAGUGCAGCAAGCACGGCGAGCGGGCCCGCAGCAUGGACGAGCAUCAACGGCGCUCGCACUCGGAAUUCCCACGCACAGGGCUCCGAACCUCCCACGGAUCCGGGCAACCUCCUAAGCAGCGUAUUUCACAACCCCAUGGACGAGACGGAAGCGAACGCGCGGUCCAUGCCCUUUAGGACUAGUAAAGCAACGAAUGACUUGGCUCACGAGCCGUAUCCUUAUGUCACAGACGACUAUGCCAGCCAGAACAAGAAGUUGGCAGAGAGACCACUGAAGCCGAAGCAGCGGCACAGCUUGCCUGGGUUUUCAAGUAUUUCUCAAUCGCCUGGCUCUGCACCUCCCUUAGCCGACGGCUCCGCUGCGGACAUGAAAACUAGAUCUCCGUCCGGCCGGAAAUCCCUUCCUGGACCCAAGUCCUCUGGUACACCCUCCAAGGACACUUUCGAUAUUGACGAUGGCCGUGAAAUCACCAAGACUACUUCAACUUUGCGCGAUGAUGGCACGAUCAUUACUGCUCCGCCAAUGUUUGCCGGCUGCCCGUUACAGAAGAUUGACGAGAAGUCCGAGUAUUGGGACAUUGAAUGGCAAUCACUGGAAUCGAUCAUACAGCCGCAGCUUGACAGAUGGAAAGAAAAGCUUGUCGGUCUGAGACAAACACCAGAUGCUGUGCGCCACACAGUGUUUCUCGCCAACCGUCAAGUCAACCGCGGUCAGGCCGUCAUGGACUUCCUCGCUGACAAGGAAUCCCCCUUUCACCCUUAUCAGUUCGUUGGCAAAGACAUGAUGGCCAAGUUCUACAAAACUUUCAUCAACUACGACACCAUGUUUCGUCUGGUCAAUGUCCACGAAGAACUCAAGAAAUUUGACCUUGAUGUAUCCCCUCUAGAGUGGCUUCGCCAGAGGAUGCACGAGAUCGGGACUGCUCAAGGCGACAAGUUCUCGCUAUCUAAGACGGUCCAUGAUCUAUACCACGACCCCAAACUCAAGUAUCUUCGCGAGAAGCAUGGCUUUGGGAACAUUGGCCGCCCCUCCGGCUACAAACUUGGAGAGAAGGCUCCCGAUCGUGCCCUGAACAAGGGGAAGGCUCGCCGCGAUGCCAUCCUGGGUGAUGGCUCUAUGCGCAGAAGGGGACGCCGGUCGAUCGGGCAGGUUGAUUCGGAGGCUCCUUCUCCAGAACUGGCUUCACAGCAGGCUCACCACACGAAGCUACCUGGUCCUGACCAGAUUGCCGCACAAGCCAUGGCGGCAAUGGACCCAUUGGCGCCCAGACUGCCGAAACGCGCCCGCCUCGACGGCCUUCCCCUCCCCGUGCCCGUGUUGCCUCCUCGAGACCUGGAGGAAGACUUGGAUUUCUCUGGGUACACCUCGACCGAUUCUUUCUCGUCUGGCCGCAUUAUGCAUCUCGAUUGGCGAAUCUAUCAAGUCCGUACUCGCGCCAUGACUACAAGCACAGACGUCACUCAGUACUGGACAUGGAAGAACGACGCGAACAAAUUUGAGCAUCAGGUGCUCCGAGAUGUACAGCCAAAAGUCACAUGGGGUAUAUAUCAGCGACCUCUCAAUUUCAACGUGACUCUGGAUGAGACGAUCGAGAUCCAGUAUGCCAGGGAUUGUCCAAAGAUCGUUGUGGUCACCAAAAGUGAGAAGCGGGGCAACGUGCUGGCUCACUUCAAGAGAGAGCGGACGAAGAAGCGAUUUUUGUCAUUCGCGAAGAAGAAGGGUGUGAAGUUAGUCACGACGAGCCGUGCAAUUAUUCAAGAAAUGUGGGACAGCAUGGAUUCAAGAACCCUUCCAUCCGACGAGUCGGCUCCCUGACGCGUUUGCUUUGAACACUCCGCAUGAACUGUGGUCAGUUAGGCCAGGCGUUUUGGUGUUUUUAUUUUAAAAGUUCGGUAAAGAGAAAGCACCGCAAGGGCCCCCGAUUUGCAGACGCUUAUCUUUGAAAGCGUCUUGUUGUUUUCCAGUUGACCUCUUUCCCCUUUUUUGUCGCUGCUCCUGAUCCACCUUCAGGGUCAUUUGUUUGAUACCCAUGGCUUCCAGGACUUGCGAAAAUGGUUCUGUUGCUUCGUGGCAAAGCGGUCAGAUAUCCCCCCAAGGUGGCACUUAUUGCCCAUGGUAUGGAUGGCGUUUGUAUUUGUUUUCUGUAGAGCAUUUGGUGGCGUUCCCAUUGAGGAAUUGGAAGAUAAGUCGGUUAUGCAAUAGAAUGUCACUUUUGUGCGCGCCCGGGUCCAAAUACUCUCUGCAAGCAACUCUGUCCC
Microdochium trichocladiopsis is the source of this 3205-nucleotide messenger RNA. RefSeq lists its product as uncharacterized. The transcript has 3 exons. Bases 441 to 2762 code for a protein of 773 amino acids. Lineage: Eukaryota; Fungi; Ascomycota; Sordariomycetes; Xylariales; Microdochiaceae. The record is from RefSeq and is a predicted model, not a curated record.